CAGUGACUUUGUAAAUUUUAUACCACCAUCCAUGAGAUAGUAAUAAUUAAGGAAAUGUCUGUAGGAAAAUAACAGUACAAACUGUAAUUGAAUUACAUUAACCUAAUCACUUCUUCCUCAUCUCUCACAAAUGAGGUCACAAGUUGGUUUACCAAGUUAAUGGCUACUGUACUUUUUGUUACAGUUACUCUGGGGAUGCCUGUUCCUUGAAGAAGAAUGACAAGGAUGGCAACAGCUGGCACUGGCUGUCGCGGACUGAAAGUGGGAUGACAAAGAGAACUGCACACUCGGCAGUCUACGUCAACCACACUGACUCUCUAUAUGUGUUUGGAGGAUAUGAUCUGAAUAAAGUACUAGGUUUACUCGAAGUUUACAAAUUUUCUACUAGUCAAUGGUAUGAUGAGAAUGGUAAAGUUUUACGAAGAUAUCCCACUAAUGAGGAAAAUGACAAGUCAUUAUUAAAACUAUUUAAACAGGAAAACAUAGACGGCAGUUUGCAACUAGGGAACGGUUCGUCGCUGUUCCACCGGGUGCUGUCGUCGAUAUCCCACGAGAAGGCGUUGAAGAACACUCCAUUCUUCAUGUACUCCCACUCGCCGACGCCCUACUCCGACAGCUACCUGCACUUCACUGACCCGCCGCUGCUGAGGAGUGAGGUGGAACCCGGGAAUAUGACGAAGCCGGAGCCGAGAUACGGGCACUCAGCGUGCUCCUUCGGGCCGGGCUUCGUCCUAUACGGCGGGAAGCUGUCUGACGGCACCCUGUCCUCAGAGCUGUGGCUGUACGACGCGACGCGAGGCGUCUGGUCGCAGCGUGCAGUCAACUCGAGCUACACGCCGCCCGGGCUGACAAGACAUACGUUGACAGCGGUUGGAGAUGAGUUGUAUCUGUUUGGCGGGAGUACGACUGAGGGAGAGUUUUCUUCAAGCAUGUUCAAGAUCAAGCUGACCAACAUAUCAACGGAGACCUGGGAGCCAGUAUUACCUCGCGGCGGGAAGGAGCUAGAUGUGCGAGUCGUGGCCCACACCGCCGUGUACCAUAGCUACUCGCACUCUAUACUUGUCUAUGGAGGGGUCGUGGCUAGUGUUGCCAGGUUCUCCAAGCUAUCAGACCGGAUGUUCGCGUUCGACAUAGAGAACAAGCACUGGAGCGAGGUGCACUACCCGCGCGCGCACCUGAGAGACACCUACGUGCCGCGGGAGAGGGCCUUCCACACCUCCACCAUCAUAGGCAACUACCUAGUGGUAUUCGGCGGCUACUCGCAUCGCCACAACCGCGAAGAGAUCUGCUACGACACGCAGAUGUACAUCUACCACCUGGGCUGCCACGCCUGGAUCCCUCUAGACGUCCUGGGGAAGACUAGGAAGUUCUACCCGAAGAGGCAAGGGGUUUUUGCACAUGCGGCCGCUUUGAGGCCGCCGAGUACUCUGUUGAUUGCCGGAGGGUACCAUGGGAAUGUUAACGGUGACCUGCUAGCCUUCGUAGUGCCCCCCUGGCAGGGCGGCAUCACGGCGGGCGAGCCCGAGGCGGCGUGCCCGCGCCACCGCGCGCAGCCCGAGUGCCUCGCCGACCCCGAGUGCGGCUGGUGCUCUGCUGACGAUAUCUGCUACGGGCGCACAAUCGGCUCCAACUGCACCACCAACCUCCAAUCACUUCGCUGCGGCGGCAUCUGCCCGGCGCUCGGCGACUGCCACUCGUGUCUCAUCCACGGGGCAGCGGGGGGGCGGGGGAGGACCCCCCUCCCGUCUGUCAGUACGAAGCUGCAUCUGCAUGAAUGUAGCUGGUGCGUGCAGAACGCUAGGUGCCAUCAUAAAGACGACAACUACGGCGUAUGCGGCGAGGACACGCCGUCGCAGUCGCCGGGGUGGUGGGGCGCGGCGGGCGUGGAGGUGACGUCACCCGGGCAGUGCCGCGAGCAGGACCGGCGGCCCGGGCUCGUGCUGCUGCGCUACCAGCAGCCCGCCGACCCGGCCCGUCCGGACAGCGUGGCCGUCGUCAACGCCACCGCCGUCGACUGGGGCACCGGCGGCGGCAGCAACAACAUCUUCAGCGGGGCCAGCGAGGCCCGACUCCGCGGCUGGCUUCACAUACCACAACACUGGAACGGCACUGGAGAAACCCUCCACGUUUGCGCCGGAUACGCAAACAUCACUUUAACUCUCGGUGAUGUGACACAGUCCGUGGCCAACGUGUCGAACGCGGCGUCCGGGUGCGCGGGCCUGUCCUGGGCGGCGCCCCCGCCCGGCCGCCUGGCCGUCGACAUGCGGGCCAAUGACUCCCUGCACACCGGACUGUACCCCUCGCACCACCACGCCAGGAUGGAGCUGCUGCAUAACAAGUCACAGGAGACUGCUAAGGUGUUCACGUUUGAGUUCCUGGAGCCGUACUCGGGCGGCGAGUGCUCGCUGUACGACAACUGCCUGCUGUGCCUGGCGGACGCGGGCUGCGGCUGGUGCGAGCUGACGGCGCGCUGCGAGCCGCGCGCGGCGGACGAGCGGGCCGCGUGCCGCGCCGGCGCGCACUGGCGCUACCUGACGCUGCAGCCCGCCGCCUGCCCCAACUGCUCCAACCACAUCGAGUGCGCGCGCUGCGUGGACGCGGGCUGCGAGUGGUGGGCCGAGGAGGCGCGCUGCGCCCGGCGGGGGCGCGCGGCCGGCGCCGUGCUGGACCCCGCGGCGUGCCCCGCGCCCUGCCGCCAGCGCGCCUCCUGCGCCGCCUGCCUCGACGAGCGCGGCCGCUGCGUGUGGUGCGAGGCCACCAAGCAGUGCUUCAGCUUCAGCGUCUACACCAGCGAGUACCAGUUCGGCGCGUGCCGCGAGUGGCUGGACCGCGCCGCCGCCCCCGCGGCCCCGGCCCCCGCCCCCGCGCCCGCCGCGCAGUGCGAGCCGUGCGCCGCGCACGCCACGUGCGCCGCGUGCCUGCGCGCGCUGGGCUGCGGCUGGUGCCACUCGCAGGCCAACCCCAUCGCGGGGCGCUGCACGGCCGGCGACUACCGCGCGCCCCACGCCGCCUGCGCCGCGCUGCUGCCGGGCGCGCCCGACCCGCGCUGGGCCUACAGCACGUGCCCCGACGUGGACGAGUGCCAGCUGGGCCUGCACGACUGCCACGCGCACGCCACGUGCAACAACACGCACGGCUCCUACACGUGCCGCUGCCGCCAGGGCUACAUCGGCGAUGGGCGCAAGUCCUGCAUGCGCACGUGCUACAACACGUGCGUGCACGGCUACUGCGUGGGCGCGCCGCAGUUCGCGUGCGCGUGCGACCUGGGCUGGACCGGCGCCGACUGCUCCAUCGACUGCGGCUGCCACAACCACAGCACGUGCCGCGCGGGCGUGGGCCGCUGCGACGCGUGCCAGGACUGGACCGAGGGCGAGUUCUGCGCCAGCUGCGUGGCGGGCUCGCACGGGGACGCCACGCGCGGCGCGGGCUGCCGGCGCUGCGACUGCCACGAGCACGGCGACGCGGCGCGCGGCGUGUGCGACCCCGCCACGGGCGACUGCUACUGCCGCGACAACACCGAGGGGCAGAACUGCGAGCGCUGCCGGGACAAGUUCUACGGCGACCCGCGGCACGGCGGGCGCUGCUACUACCGCUGCGAGCCGCGCGGGCUGCUGCCGGCCGCCAGCAGCGGCGGCAUCGGCUCCUUCCGCUCCGAGCCGCUGUCCGCGCCCGCCGCCGAGUGCCUGUGGAUCAUCGAGGCCUCCGAGCGCGACGCCGUCAUCCAGUUCAGCAUGAAGGAGAGCACGCUGGCCGUGCCGUGCGACCAGAACGCCGUGUACGUGUACGACGGGCUGGGCGGCGAGACGGGCGGAGCGGGCGGCGGCGCGGGCGGCUCGGCGCUGCUGGGCGUGUUCUGCUCGGGGGCGGCGCGCGGGGCCGUGCAGGCGCGCUCGGGCACGCUCACCGUGCACUACAAGCAGGGCGCGCCGGGGCAGGGCUUCGAGGGCGAGUACUCGCUGCUGGCGUGCGGCGCGUGCCCGGCGCCGCGCCAGUGCCGCGCGGGGCUGUGCGCCUGCCCCCCCGGCGCCGCGGGCGCGCGCUGCGAGCUGCCCGUGUGCCGCAACAACUGCUCGGCGGCGGCGGGCGGCGGCGCGUGCGACGCGGCCUACGGGCGCUGCCUGUGCGCCGCGGGGCGCGGGGGCGACGACUGCUCGCUGCUGCUGGACGGCUCGCACCUAGUGUUCACGGAGCUGUUCAACUCGGACCUGCUGUCGGAGGGGCUGGACCACCUGCGCAAGACGCUGCCGCGGUUCGGGCACAGCCUGGUGGCGGACCGCCGCGGCCUGUGGAUGUUCGGCGGCUACUCGCUGUCGCACGGGCCGCUCAACGACAUCCGCUUCUUCGACACCAAGAACAACACGUGGAUGCAGGUGACGGUGGAGGCCACGCCGGACGCCGCGCUGCCCGAGGGCCGCUACUUCCACGCCGCCGAGGUGUACCACGCCAAGCAGAACAUCUACGUAUACGGCGGCCUCAGCCUGCAGGAGAAGACGGGCUUCAACAAGACGCUCGGCGACUUCUGGCAGUUCAGCCUGAAGGACCAGCGUUGGGGCGUGGUGGGCGGGCGGGAGGAGCGGCCGCCCGCCCUGGCCGGCCACACGCUCACGCUGCAGAAGUACCAGGAGUACGAGAGCCUGGUGCUGCUGGGCGGCUUCUCGCUGAGCGGCGGCUUCAUGAGCGACGUGUGGGAGUUCGACCUCGACAACGACAAAUGGAUAAAGCUAGAGUGCCAUGGACCGCAGCCUAUCGGCAUCAUUGGGCACAGCACUGUUUAUCACGCACCUUCACAGAGCCUUUACGUAUAUGGCGGGAUUCUUUACGCGUACAACGGUACUGUGCUAUCCAACAAGCUAUUCUCCUUCCACUACCCGACGAAGACUUGGAGCGAGUUGCCGACGUUCCCGAACCUGAACAGCGGGGCUGACGCGCUGCCGCAGCCCGCCUACCUGCACUCCGCUGUCACUACCAACGACUACAUGAUCAUAUUCGGAGGCCGCACCGACCCCAACAACUACAGCUCGGAUUCGCUAAUAGCCUAUGUGUACUCGUGCAACCAGUGGAUUAAACUUUCUAAAGGAGUGAGCAUAAUCGGGCACCCGCCGCCGCCCACCAUAGCUCACGCUAUGGCCAUAGACGUGGAGUCAGACGAGGGCCACAUCUACAUCGUGGGCGGCUGGACCGGCAGCGCGCACUGCCAGGUCACGCGAGUCUCCCUGCCCGAGGACCUCUGCUCUCUGUGGAGCAGCAGCAAGCUGGUGUGUCGCAGCCACAUGGGGUGCAGCUUUUGCAGUGGCGGGAAUUUUACCAAGUGCUAUUCGGUGGACAAGCCCGGCUGCGAAGGCAGCGACCGCGUAUCCACCAACUCAGGCUCCGCUUGCGACGCGGGGCUCGUGGCGCGGCGCGCGUGUGAGAACUACACGACGUGCGCGGCGUGCCUGGCCGCCUGGCCGCUCUACCCGGGGGAGAGGCCCGCCUGCCGCUGGUGCGAGUCUUGCGCCGCCGCCGUGGGCGAGUGCGUGCCCACCGACGAAUCCUGCACAUCCAUCAAAUGCAACGCGGGCACCAGCUACAUCUCUAACGCAGGUCAAUGCCCCGAGCUGCGCUGCGCCGCCGCCUCCUGCGAGGCCUGCGUGUCGCCCCGCUGCACCUGGACACGACACGCUUACAAACAAGGCCAAAUAACGCGAAUAUCCGAGCCCGUAGAACCAGUGGAGAUCUUCAACUGGACGUGUGCCCUCAUAGAGGAGCCGGGGCGGACCAAUCUGCGCCCGAAGACCAAAGACCAGUGUCCAAUGAAGUGCCAUAUGUAUGACGACUGCACAUCUUGCUUGAGCUCAGACGGGGCCGAAGGAGGGUUCUCUGAAUGCCACUGGGCGACGCAUCUCGGGAAGUGCAUAUCGCCAGCCUAUCAACCCGUUUACUGCGCCGGCGGCGUCUGCGGUUUAGUCCUGACUAAAGCGGAUAAGAAUAAGUGUCCCGCCCCGUGUAAUACCUUUAGUCAGUGCUACGACUGUCUCCAUCACUCGCAUUGCGGCUGGUGCGCGAUAGAGGGAGAAAACGGAGAAGGGGUGUGCACGGAAGGGGCUAUAGACUCGCCUUUAGACUACUCUACUAAGACCACUUGCGCCGCAGUGUACUCGAAAGCUAAUCAGCAGGAGAUCGAGGUCAAUGACACCUUCACGUGGCACUACACUCGUUGUCCGCCCGAGAAUGAGUGCGAGAAUGGACAUCAUCAGUGUAAAGAGGAAUCGGAGGUAUGCGUGGACCUGCCCUCCGGCUACGAAUGCGCAUGCGGGGGCGGCUACAAGCGCUCUGACGGCGCAUGCGUGGCAGUCUGUUCACAAGGCUGUGUGCGCGGCGUGUGUCUACACCCGGACGUGUGCCACUGCGACUUCGGAUAUGUCGGCGCUAACUGUAGUAUACAGUGCCAGUGUAAUGGCCACUCUAAUUGUGAAGGCCCGGAUAAGCUGGAUAAGUGUAUCGAAUGCCAUAAUAAUACUAUGGGUAAUCAAUGCGAGAAAUGCAAGCCGAUGUUCGUGGGCGACCCUACAGACAACGGCCAGUGCACGCCUUGUUCCGUCUACUGCCACGGACACACCACUGUCUGCACGAGCGACGUCGACGCCCCGCCCACCUCCCGCGACCCGACCAAUGGCGAGCUAGACGACUUCUACCGCGAGACCGGCCAGCCAAUCAGGGCGCGGUGCGUGCGCUGUGCUAACUACACGGAUGGGCCUAAAUGUGAGCGCUGUAUCGAAGGUUACUUCCGAGGCUCGGAGGAUUUGAAGGAUGCUUGUCGACCUUGCGAGUGCCACGGCCACGGCGACACGUGCGACCCGGUGACCGGCGAGAAGUGCAACUGCGGCAACAACACGGAGAGCGACGCCUCCUGCCAGACCACCUCCUCCAGCAAGAACUCCGCGCAGGAGUGCUGGCGCCACCAGUGCGUGAAGUGCCGCGACCUGUACAUGGGCGACCCGCGCAACGGCCACCAGUGCUACAAGACCAUCAACAUCGAGAACAAGUUCUGCUUCGACGGGAAGAGUAUUGACGAGUGCAAGAUGAAGCCGCGCCCCCUCUUCCCGGGACAAACAGUCUUCGUAGCAGUAAACCCUCGCUACAUGAACGUGGACAUCCGCGUGAUCGUGGACGUGACCAGCGGCGCCGUGGACCUGUUCCUCAGCCCCAACGACAGCUCCUUCGUGGUCUCCGUCAACGCCAGCACCGGCGCCCACGCCGUGGAACUAGACCCAAGUUACUACAAACACGAGCCGUUUAGGAAAAUGCCGUCGUUUGAUGAUGAAUACCCGGAGAAGAAGUCACGAAUGUCCUGGUAUUAUGAGAAAACGGAGUAUACCCUAGCGGAUUACAAAGCUAAAGAUCUGGCGACCUAUGUCACGGUUGAUAGGAGGAAUAUCUUGUUAAGAGUCAGGAAUCUGAAGAACCGCCUAGUGCUGACGUUGCCUCAGAAUGUUCAUGACCUGACUCACACGAAGUUCUACAUUAUUCUGCGCGCUCUGCCCUCGGAAGAAGGCGCGGCGACGUAUGGCCUGGUCUUCUUCCGUCAAGACCAGCUGCACAUAGACUUGUUUGUGUUCUUCUCGGUGUUUUUCUCGUGCUUCUUCCUGUUUCUGGCGGCGUGCGUGGUGGCGUGGAAGGCGAAGCAAGCGGCUGAUGUGCGCCGCGCCAGGCGGAGACAUGUUGUCGAGAUGUUGCACAUGGCGAAGCGUCCGUUCGCGGCGGUGACGCUGGUGCUGAGCGGCGCGACGCCGGCGGCGGGGCGGCGGCGGCGCGCGCCCGACGUGAGGCCCGUCGCCAUCGAGCCCACAGGGGACGGGCUGGCGGCUGUCACUACCGUGCUUGUCAGACUACCAGGCGGGUCCCGCGCACCAGUGCGCAUGUCGCUAGCAUCGUCCCUGGUGCUGGUGGCGCGCGCCCCGCACUCCCGCCCCCGCGCGCGCCGCUCCGCCCCCGCGCACGCCCUCGCGCCGCCCCCCGACCACGCCACAUAGCUACACACGCUGUGAGAGAGGGGUAGUCUCUAGAGGUCUUUGUAGUUACAUGAUUAGGGAGUAUUACUACAGAUAUCACACUAUUGUGGUGUUGUCAGCUAAAAUACGCUAAAAAGCACAAAUUGAUUACCAGUAAGCUUCUGUUAAAAAGAAGAAAAGUGGGAUAGUUUUAUUGGCCGUGUCGCCCGCUACAGAUCAAAAAGGCCAAUUAAAGAUGUUUAUGUAUUUUGUGUAAUGUAUAUUGUUUGGAAAACAGCUCAGAUGAUUAUGCUCAUAAAAGUAUUGUAGGGUUUGGUUUACUUUAAAAUGUGAUUACGUCGGUAAAUUCAAUGAUGCGAUAUUAUUUUUUAAAGUACAAUUAAUAUUUAUUUUUAUAUGGUUCUAUAAUAUUUAACAGAUUUUAUGCGGCUUAUUUUGCAUAAAUAUUUCGCAUCAGCUGCAUUAUAAAUAAAUAAAUGUAGUGAUGUUUGCCAUAAUAUGAUUACCUUAAAACGAGUGCUAUAAUGAUAAAUUUUAAUUGCACAAUUUUAUUUUAGUUCGCAUAUAUUGCGAUUAGCAACUAAUGGGUUUAUUUAAAUGUCAAAACUUCUAAAAGAAUAGUUUAUCUUGUUUUA
This is a messenger RNA of Plutella xylostella (diamondback moth), 8626 nucleotides long. It is a transcript of the gene Megf8, whose product is annotated as multiple EGF like domains 8. Gene Ontology annotation, cellular component: Golgi apparatus. NCBI's taxonomy places the organism in Eukaryota, Metazoa, Arthropoda, Insecta, Lepidoptera, Plutellidae. Gene Ontology annotation, molecular function: calcium ion binding; protein binding. The record is from RefSeq and is a predicted model, not a curated record.